Chlamydomonas reinhardtii is the source of this 5443-nucleotide messenger RNA. RefSeq lists its product as uncharacterized. The transcript is spliced from 4 exons. Lineage: Eukaryota; Viridiplantae; Chlorophyta; Chlorophyceae; Chlamydomonadales; Chlamydomonadaceae. The record is from RefSeq and is a predicted model, not a curated record. The coding region runs from base 568 to 2502 and encodes 644 amino acids.
GGUUAAAUCGUGCUCGCUCCCACGCACAACGGUCGGACGAGCUCUGAACGACGGCGAUUAUUCCUACCUCGCUGAUCGCAAACUCGAAAAUGCACAUCCAACGUUUGACUGAUGUUUGCAUGUUUCUUCGCUAGGUAAAGAAUUGAUGCUGCUGUCGCGAUCGACUUGGCCUGAAAGACCGUCUCACACGCGACAGGGCCAUAAAGCCCUCAAACUCUUGACCGCUUUCAAGUACCUUGACCGGUGCCUGUGGGAGGACUUGAUGGCUCAAAGUUUCAACGUCAGUCAGUGAGCCACCAUCUUCUUUCAGCAGUGGCAGGGCAGGUCCUUUCGCAGGCAAAGAGCAAGCACGUAAACCAGCAUCUGCUGAUAUAAAACAGGUGCGGCAAGCCUUGAAUUAUAUCAACGGCGGCAUUUGCACACUUGCGAACGCGUUUGCGCGCGAACUAGCGCUGACGCAUACAGGCGAUGUCCAGCUAUUGUUGAGCUCAUGUCGAACUCGUACACAGGCGCUGGGGAGCUGGCGCAGCGUGGCGGAGGUACUGCAGUAACCGCUUCGCGUUGGCCAUGGACAGCCUUGCCUUCCUGCCACGGCGGUCCAUCAGCCUCGUCCUCGGCAUGCCGACGUUGCCAUCCAUCUCGGAGGCUGAGGAGGACGGAGGCGACGGAGCCGACUGGAGCUGGGACACACGCAACGACGGACUCCACGCACACUCGCCCAUGAUGGCACGCGGAGCCAUGACAACAACCGGUCUCAUUGGCGGUGACGAGGGACUCAACAAUCUAGGCCACAACGGCAGGUGGGCCCCAGGCAGUGUUGAGCCCAUGGUGCUGAGCGAGCCUGGAAGCACCAACAGCAGCAGCAGCCAAACCCGGCGCUGGCAGCAGCUGCGCCAGCGGAGUCUGUCUAUGAAUGCGGCGGCACUAGGUGCUGCCGCGGUCAGUGGUGAGCUCCGGAGCGCGGAUGGAGUCGGCUGCUGGGAGCCGCAGGGGCGCCGGCGCUCUCUACUGCACCCGCUGUCGCCCGGCAGCAGCAGCAGCAGCAGCAGCAGCAGCAGCAACGCCGGCGGCGGAGACGCAAUGGAUGGGCGGCACGAGGUCUCUCCUGCCGGCGGCGGCGGCGGCCAGUGCGGCCGCCGCAGCCAGACUGUGAUCCCCGGUGCCCCGGUACUGCCAGUGGCGAACAGGACCAGCAGCAGCAAGGUCGGCACCACCAGUGGGCGGCACGCCGGCGGCAUCUACCAUGGCGGAGCUGGCGGGCUGGUGGCGGCGGUGGCUGCCGCUGCCGCCAGCGGCCGCGCCGGCACCGGCCCCAGCAGUACACACAACCCGCACGGCGCCCGAGCUAUUGCCUCAGUCCUCACGCACGCCCAGCGCCUGGCGGACGUGCUACGUGCUGAGAAUGAAGCGCUGCGGCUGCACUUGGCACAACUGAACACAGCGCUAGCGUCCCGGGAGCUCGCCAUCCGGCACAUCAAGGAGGGCCUGCAGGUGGAGGUCGCGAGGCCGCACCCGCAGGCGCCCGUCAGGCCUCCAGCGAGGGAUGCCACCGGCGGCACAGCUGCUGCUGCUGCUGCUGCUGCUGCUGCUGGGACACGACCAUCUGCAGCGGCGCUGCCUGCCGCCGCCGGUGCUAGCUGCCGUGGUCAGGAGCGUGGUGACGGAGGCGACAGCAAGACCGCCGGCAUGACCCUGACGACGCCGUCGCAGCUGCAGCCUGCACGGCCGCCGCUGGCGUCGCCCACAGCGGCUGCCGCCAGCAGUGCCGUUACCGGCCAUGGUGGCGUCCUGGCAGCUGUGGAGGGGGCGGCAACCGGUGAUGGCGGCGCGCCGGCGUUCGCGGUGCGCACCCCUUCCAAGCCACCGCCGCCGCUGCUGCCUGCUGGCGGUGGUGGCAGCCCCUGCAUUAGCCCGACAGCGGCGGCGGCGGCGGCGGGCGACAGUGGCCAUGCCGUUCGCACGACAGUCGCUCGCACCGUGGUGCCCACCUUCCAUGCGGCGUUGAAUGCGGGGGCUUGCUUCGGCGGUGGGGGCGGCGGCGGCGGCGGAACCUUCGCUGCCCCGGCCUACUCGUCGCCCGCCGGUGCGGCGGCGGUCCGUGUGCAGUCAUGCCACCACAGCCGCCGCUGCCUGCUGCCCUACCUUGAAGGCUGCGUCAGCGGCGGACCCAUGCAGCUGCCUCAUCAGCGACAGGUGCCGCAGCCGCCGAUGGCGACAGUGGCGAUGACAGCAGCACCGGCGCCAGUACCCGCACCAGCAGAGUGUGCCGUGUCAGGGCCUCAGUCUCCGCCAGUCUCUCCAAACCGCCGCCGCCACAGCAGUGGCGGCAGCAGCGGCAGUAGCGGCAGCCUCGCUUGGCAUGAGCAUCUCGGGGCAGCGGCGGGCUCCAACCAUACCAAGGCGCAGCCGCCGCCGCAGCCGGCUCGUCCGCGCUACAGCUGGCGGCGCCGUAGCAGCAGUGGCAGCGGCGUCGCGGCGCCGCCGUUGGUUGCACAGGUGUAGACGGCCGUGCUGGUAGUACGGUACACCCGGCAGUGCCUGCUCCCAUGCUCCCAUGCUCCCAUGCUCCCAUUUGAGUAACUUGACAGCUAGCCAGGCCUUGAGCUGGGCUCACCUAUCCAGCAAGGUUAUCCUUUUUUGUUUCAGGCGCCAGCUACUACGGGCAGCAAGGGUCACCGGGCUACAAGUUAGGCGGCGCAUUACUGCCGCUGCAAACCUGCGGAGCGCCCACUCCUCGUCUGCAUACCGCAGGUCCCUCGCAUAGCGCAAAGGACCAUUCAGCAUGCAUCUUUGCUUGCAUCGUUUGCAUCGGCACGCUGGGUGCCUUUGUUGAUGGCGCAAAUCGGCGGCGCACAGCGCCACAUACAGUACCCCUUCGAACAGCGCCAUGCCUUCACUGCAAAACAUACGCGCGCGCAAUGUGGUUUGUCGCUCUCCCCAACGCCGUGUAGCCAUCCAUGCACGUACAUCGCCACCAGCACUUAGCUCCAAUGCAUUUUAUUAUACCGGUUUAUGCAGUUCAUGUAUGUAAUCAGUAUGCGGCGCCCACAGUUUGAUGGCUUGAUGAUUGAUGCGGAAGGGUCAGCAGUCUGUGGCCGGCCGGGCGGCAGUCAUGCACGCGGCGAACGUGGGUGAUGGCGCACCGUGCCCGUGCUGCGUGCCUGUGGAUGAGAUGAGUGUGUGAUGAGUAUGAGAUGGACCUUGACGAUUUGCCAUGCACGUGGAACAUGUGUGUGGCGUGGCUGGGGGUCGAUACAGUAGCUGGGAUAGCUAUCGCCGCAUGCUGCGGUGUCAGGCGGGGUUCUGCCGUGCUGUGCGUGCACUGAGCCACUGCGAUGGAAGAGUAGCAGUAUCUGAUGAUAGUUGUAUUCCCCAUGUAUGUCUAAUGCUCGCCAGCGUUUUCAUCUGUCAGAGGCGCUGGGAUAUCAAGAAAGCGAGAUGGCAGCGGUAACCGUUGGGACUCAGCGGUACAAGCAAGCUAAGGAUAAUCAUGCACCAGCAUGUGCUGGUAUAGAGGGCCCGGCCCUUUCCUCGAAAGACUACUGAAUUACAUGAAGCUAGGGAAGGCAGGAAAGAGGUCUUUGCAACACACGCCGGAAUGCUUGGCGUCUGUACGGUUCACGCGUGCCUCUCACUUCUGCUGAUCAACUGGAUGAAUUGGUUCUGAUGGCGCCGCACGCAUGAAGCGAGUUAGGCGGGACGGGCGGGAAGUGCUAAUUGGUUCUGAUGGCGCCGCACGCAUGAAGCGAGUUAGGCGGAAAAUGCUUACAGUGAUAUCAUGAUAAACGUUUAUGCGCUGACUUAUCGCAGCGCAGUGGAGAUAAGUCUAGUUAUUGCGACAUAACUGCCGUGUUGCGUUAGAGUCACGCACGGCGCAGGACGCUCGGGUACGUGCCUGUGCAUGGGGCCGAACCGAGCUGGGUCUUGUACGCGUCAGGAGCACACGGCGCCUUAUCUGCCGUUGUGCUUCUGUACUGUAUUUCGGAUCGUCCCUCUGCCGGGACGGUGACCUCAGUGUGUCGCACUUAAACGUUCCCUACAUUUCUGGACUUUCUUUGCAAUCCUAUUAUACCUGGUUCUAACUAUACUUUACCAUGUAUGGACCGAAUAAGCGUUUAAUAUAUACUCAGACGGAGUUGCAGCGUUUUGUUGCGCGAUCCUGCUCAAUGGAACCCCUUAGCUUGAUCACGCUCGCUCUCUGAUCGUAAGGGAAUGCCCUUCGAAGCUUCUCUGGCGCUUUGAACCACGCUUUGGUUCGGGGGCCGCAUUCGGGAGCAAAUCGGAGCAGAGCGGAGCUUUCAAGCGGAGCAAAGGCGCGCGAAGCGUUGCGGACAAGGCGUUCGGCAAGUCACUGAAAGCAAAAGGGCAUGCACAGCUGUGCGGGCGGGCUACUUGCUUGCCAUGCGCGGUCCUGCUUGCCGUGCCUUCGUGUCUACCCGUCGCUUUGCAGUUCACAGCUUUGUGCAAUACCUUUCCACAUCUUCCAUUGUGCCACCCCCACCUCCCCAAGACCCUCAGGACUUUUGGCGCGGUACUUCUCCUGUCUGCCUAUCCAGGCCGCAGGGCCCGCGUGCCUUGGGGAAAGGGCGUGUGUGCCGUUGGGAUCCGGCCUGUGCGCCGCAAGCAACGGGCUUUGCGCCCUUGCCUUAUGGACAAUGGACGGCAUACGUGCCCUUAUGAUACGGCCUGUGUGCCGCAAGCAAUGGGCUCCGCGCCCUUGCUUUAUGGACAAUGGACGGCAUACGUGCCCUUAUGAUACGGCCUGUGCGCCGCAAGCAAUGGGCUCCGCGCCCUUGCUUUAUGGACAAUGGAUGGCAUACGUGCCCUUAUGAUACGGCCUGUGUGCCGCAAGCAACGGGCUCCGCGCCCUUGCUUUAUGGACAAUGGACGGCAUACGUGCCCCUAUGAUACGGCCUGUGCGCCGCUAGCAACGGGCUCCGCGCCCUUGCUUUAUGGACAAUGGACGGCAUACGUGCCCUUAUGAUACGGCCUGUGCGCCGCAAGCAAUGGGCUCCGUGCCCUUGCUUUAUGGACAAUGGACGGCAUACGUGCCCCUAUGAUACGGCCUGUGCGCCGCAAGCAACGGGCUCCGCGCCCUGGCUUCAUGGACAAUUUACGGCGUACGUGCCCUCAUGAUACAGCCUGUGCGCCGCAGGCAACGGGCUCCGCGCCCUUGCUCCAUGGACACUUCACGGCGUACGUGCCCUCAUGACACGGCCUGUGUGCCGCAGGCAACGGGCUCCGCGCCCUUGCUUCAUGGACAAUGCGCCGCGUACGUGUUCUUAUGAUACGGUCUGUGCGCCGCAAGCAACGGGCUCCGCACCCUUGUUUUAUGGACAAUUCACGGCAUACGUGCCCGUAUGAUGUGACCUGUGUGCCGCAAGCAACGGCUUCGCACCCUUGCUUUUGGGUAAUAGAUGGCAUACGUGCCCUUAUGAUACGA